AUGCUUUGGAUAUCACCCAACCGGAGGGGUAAUGCAUCGUCUUUCGCGAGCUGUACCAUAAAUGAGCACGACCCACUAUGGCUGCGAAUCGAGGCUACAGCAACGGAGAUAAGCACGAAGACGAAUACAGCGUUGUUUCAGAGACAAGGUCCUCGGACGAAUGAACUUGAUCACAAGUUCUCGGUUUUUGAACCGGAACCGGAACCUUAUGGAGUGUUACCUGGGAUAGAAGAGGUGCUCUUUAGUCCCGCUUACAGCGCGAUUGAUGUGAGAUCGGAACCGGAAGAGAUAGAAGGGAAUCAGGAUGAGAAUACAUGCUGUUUUGGAGAUGAACAGUCUCAGGAAGAGGUUUCGCGACAGAAGGUCUCUCAGAAUGCUCCAAUUGAGAAUAAAGUGACGACAGUAAACGAAAACCACGAACCAACGAUUAUCGUUGACGAGUCUCCCCGAGAAGCGCACGAACCGGAACAACAUGGCCACGAUGGAACAAAUGCCCCGACUGCAACAGACAAGGAAAAAGAGGCAUCGAAUGAAACUGGACAGAAUAAUAAGGGACAACCGGACGCCAACGAUGAUGCGCCCGCAAUCGCAGCUUCUGAGCAGCAGACCGAGAUUACGGAGAGUCCACCGCAGGAGCGAGAGAUUAUCGCCGACGCAACAAAUAUUUCGAACUUAUCGGACAAUGAGAAAGAGGCAUUGCAUGAAUGUGCGCAGGAUAAUGAAAAAAGUUUGGAUAUCUACGACAAUGCGGCCGCUAUCACGGCCCCGACACGGCAAACCGAGCCCGUUGAGGUUUCACCCCAGAAACGAGAAAUCAUCGUCGAUAACGGUGAUAAAGCUAUAUCGGGCAGCUAUCCGUUAUUCGAACUUCUUUCUCUAUCGACCACUAGUGGUAGUAUAAGCGUGGCUAUCGUGCCGCAGCCGGCUGACCCUAUGAACCCCAAUGAACCGGCUAGAUUACGGAUACGGUCACAGUCGGGGGAUGUCUCUGUUUGUUUCACGGCGCCAGCAGAGGCGUUUCUCCCAGGGAUGAGAACGCAAAUGGAGAUGGUUGAAUGUGCAGAGUAUGGAAAUGGCAACCGCUACGACAAUCCGCACACCCUUCCGCUCCGGCCAUACGAGAUCGAAAUCGAGUCUGAUAGUGGCACUAUCUCCGGACGCUUAAUCGUCUCUAUAUCUGUGCAUCUUUCAACCAAGAGCGGCAGUAUCAGCACAACCCUCAUCCCGAUCGCUUCUGACACAGUGCAAAACGUAUCCAUCCUCACUCAGACAAGAUCCGGAAGUCAACAGAUCCACCUUACAAAUCCCGUCUAUAUGUACAACUCCCAACGAGACGUAUCAAAUUCGAGUACAACCCGGGCGCCUGCAGCCCAUUUCAGUCACGGUGGAGGCAGUAUGCAGAUUAGGUAUCCGCCUGAUUGGACCGGGAUUGUGCGUGCACCGCCGGGGUGUGGGAGUGUUAGUCUGGUUGGACAGGGAAUGAGCGUUGUCCGGCGAGAAGAUGGGUCUGUAGAGGGAUGUAUAAGCGGGAGGGGAGAUUGGUGGGGAGCAUCGGGUAUGGAUGUUUCUUUGGGGUCGAGGGGGGCUGCAAUGUUUUAUGUUGGGUGA
This is a messenger RNA of Aspergillus chevalieri, 1608 nucleotides long. RefSeq lists its product as uncharacterized. NCBI's taxonomy places the organism in Eukaryota, Fungi, Ascomycota, Eurotiomycetes, Eurotiales, Aspergillaceae. The transcript has 3 exons. The coding region runs from base 1 to 1608 and encodes 535 amino acids. The record is from RefSeq and is a predicted model, not a curated record.